AUGAAGUUCGCCGCGCUCGCACCCAUCGCAGCUCUUGCUCUCGCCUCCGCCGUCUCCGCCCAGACAGACGCCUGCCAGACCUGUCUCCAAACCUCCAUUAAAGCCCUCCCCCUCUGUGCAGGUGUCAACAUCACCAUCGGCGACUUUGACCCCGCUGCCUCCCCCGCCUAUGCCGCCUGUCUCUGCCAGUCGACCUCAGGAACCUGGAUCGACUCCUGCAUUGCCUCUAAAACCUGCUCGGACGACGUCCUCUCCCUUAAGGCCACCUACGCGUCCUCGUUGACCGAGAUUGGUCUCAACUGCAACGGUACCACCCCUACUUUUAUCCCUGCUACCACAGACCCCGUGUCCCCCUCUUCUGCCUUGCCUACUGGCGGUGCUGGAGCCUCGGCCACUUCAGGUAGUGAUGCCAAGCCUACUGGCAGCAAUGGCACUUCUGCGGGCCAGAAGAGCAUCUCUGCAUCUUCGUUCAUGCUUGCUGAGACCAUGGGUGUCUUGGCUGUUGUUGCUGCCAUCGGAGCUAGCUUCCUCUAA
Linnemannia hyalina is the source of this 534-nucleotide messenger RNA. NCBI's taxonomy places the organism in Eukaryota, Fungi, Mortierellomycota, Mortierellomycetes, Mortierellales, Mortierellaceae. The record is from the annotation of a GenBank genome assembly.